Oryzias latipes (Japanese medaka) is the source of this 2014-nucleotide messenger RNA. It is a transcript of the gene fam49ba, whose product is annotated as family with sequence similarity 49 member Ba. The record is from RefSeq and is a predicted model, not a curated record. Gene Ontology annotation, molecular function: small GTPase binding. Gene Ontology annotation, biological process: regulation of actin filament polymerization. Lineage: Eukaryota; Metazoa; Chordata; Actinopteri; Beloniformes; Adrianichthyidae.
GCGCGGCCGUUUUCCGGGUUGGUGCUCGCGUUACGCGUAGAGGAGGCGGGCCGCCGCGAGACACCUGGAGCACAGCGGACACCGGAGCGCGCACACGCAUCGAUCCGCACCAACCGGUCAACGAUCAGCGAAGCAUGGGGAACCUGAUCAAAGUAUUAACCAGGGACAUCGACAACAAUGCUGGAAAUGUCUUCCUGGACUUUGAGAAUGCGCAGCCAUCCCCCUCAGAAACAGAUAUUUGGGAGACAGUGAAACAGACUCUGGAGGAGGCCCAGGUGGUCCUGAAUGAUCUGCAGGCAUACAGAGGAGCUGGAGAGGAGAUACGACAGGCAAUCCAGAGUCCGGCGGAUGAGGAUGUUCAGGAGAAAGCUUGGUCUGCUGUGGUUCCUCUGGUGGCCAAACUCAAAACCUUCUAUGAGUUCUCGCAGAAACUGGAGUCUAGCCUGCGCUCUUUGCUGGAUGUCCUUACCCGCUCCGGGACCACGCCCACACAGCAGCUGGAGCAGAAGCAGGCCCUUGCCCGCCAGUUUGCCCACAUCUUGCACUUCACUCUACGGUUUGACGAGCUAAAGAUGACCAACCCAGCCAUCCAGAACGACUUCAGCUACUACCGCCGUACCAUCAGCCGCAUGCGCAUCAACAAUCUGCCCUCCGACUCAGGCGGCGAAGUGAACAACGAGCUGGCCAACCACAUGUCCCUCUUCUAUGCCAAUGCCACGCCCAUGCUUAAGACGUUGAGCAACGCCACCUCCAAGUUUGUUUCAGAUAAUCCAGACGUACCCAUUGAAAACACAACGGAUUGUUUGAGCACAAUGGCCUGUGUGUGCAAAGUGAUGCUGGAAACUCCGGAGUAUCGCAGCCGCUUCACUAGCGAAGAGACAGUGCUGUUCUGCCUGCGUGUGAUGGUGGGGGUCAUCAUCCUGUACGACCACGUUCACCCAGCUGGCGCCUUCGUGAAGACGUCCAACAUCGAUAUGAAAGGCUGCAUCCGGGUCUUGAGGGAGCAGGCCCCCAGCAGCGUGGAGGGUCUGCUGAACGCUCUCAGGUACACGACCAAACACCUGAACGACGAGACUACCUCCAAGCAGAUCCGAAACAUGCUGCAGUAGAACUGAGCGGCCCUGCUGAGGCUGGAAACCUGAAGUACUCUGGUCCAGAUUUCAAAGGAACAAUUGUCCAUCUCUGUGCCAUUAUUGUUUUUGAUUUCUAAAGUAGAAAGUUUUUUGUUGUUGUAGAAAAAAUGGAAACGAUUUGUAACGGGUCGUACUUGCUACAUGUCAGGUCUGGAGUGAAUGGAGAUAGACAGUCCAAAAUGACCCCCCCAGGCCCCAAUAUGUACAAAAAUGCUGUACUUUUGUUUACAGCUACAAAGUAUUUACACAAAACAAACAAAAACCCAGGUGUUAUACCACCUGCUGGUAAGAAUUUCUUAUCACGGCAUCACCUGUUUUUAUCCAUUAGUCUAUUUGAAAUUCGCUGAGGAAGAAGCUCCUAGUAAGAGUUUCUACCGCGUUCAUACCUCAUUGCACCUGCACCAGCUGGCUAGGGGGUGGAUUAUUUUAUUAUAUAUUUUUUAACCUUUUUUCAACCAUAAAAGUUAAGAGUUUCAUUCAGAAAUGCCCAAAAAGUAGGAGUUGUGUAGCUUCACAGCGGACAGAAAUAAACCAGCUGUCAUACCCGUCUAAGAUAAUACACAACCACAGGUGUAACCAUGCGGUGAGGAAGGGGGGCUGGGGGUCAUACUUCAAGCCAACGUACUCUGAGACAGAAAUCAGCUGAGCUGAAUAGAAGAAAUGUAGGUCUGUGCUACAAUGGUAACACCGCACAAAUUUAAAGUCAACUUAAGGUGACCUGGGCUCCCUGGGGACUCCUGGAGAAACGGGUUUUAGACAUCCUGAGUGAGGGGGGCUUCAAUCUGCUUUGUUCAUUCUGUAGAGAAUUAUGUAAUUAAUGGUUAUCAAUGAUGAUUUUUUUUAAUCAAAUAAAGUGGGUUUUUUUUACAUUCUUAAGAAAA